Molecule: messenger RNA, 1762 nt
Organism: Cuscuta epithymum
Lineage: Eukaryota; Viridiplantae; Streptophyta; Magnoliopsida; Solanales; Convolvulaceae
Source: the annotation of a GenBank genome assembly
AACAAUAUUAUGGUACAGAAAAGGUUCUUCAAAAUAACCAUCCAGUACUAUAUAGUUUGGACUUUGGAGUAUAGAUGACGACGUAGCCUCAAUGCAAAACAAACAUGGAUGGGAGAAGCUCCGGAGAAGAGCAGUCCUUGAAUGAGGAGGCUAAAGCUCUUAUCACGAGAAACGAUGUGCAAGUAGUCGAUGUAGGCAAACUUAUCAACGCUAUGCAAGGCAAGCUGGGGAGAUCGCCGGAAUUACUCACAGAAUCGGCAGGCGGAAACAAAUGCUGCAUUUUCCGGGCACACAAGGCCUUCUUCAGCAAUUCGAAAAUCAGCGCCCAGUCGUAUCAGCCUCGCGCAGUCUCAAUCGGUCCAUACCACCACCGGAAGCCGCGUCUGAAGAUGAUGCAGGAGCACAAGUGGAGGUUCUUGAAGGGACUGAUAAAGAGGACAGAGAACACAGGUGUGGGUUUGGAGGAGUACGUCAAAGCUGUCAAAGGAUUGGAAGAAGAGGCCCGAAAAUGCUAUUCUGAGGCGCUAUCAAGCUCACAAGCGAUGAGUUUGUAGAGAUGUUGGUUCUUGAUGGCUGCUUUGUGGUCGAAAUGUUUCGGGUAUUCAACGGGGUGGUUUGGCUUGAGUACGGCGAUCCAUUUUAUUCAAUCGAAUGGAUAUAUUGUACUCUCCACCACGACUUUCUCUGCCUCGAGAACCAAAUACCAUACAUCGUGCUCCAGAGAUUGUUCACACUUACUGAACUAGACAGAGCUGGCUGGCUGCAUGGCCCGGCCAGUUCUCUGGCCAACAUGGCCCUCAGAUUCCUCAGAAACGACGACCCGGAAGUAAGUGACCGUGGCGGUUUUCGGGAGGAGCGAUGACAUUGAAGUCCUACAUCUACUUAAUUUACUCCGGCAAAGUUAUUGCCCAGUGGGCGGUUGCCUCCCGAAGCUGCUGGGCGGAACUGGAUCCGAGCAGCACCAGGGGACCGACCGCAAAGUAAGCAACAUCCAGUGCAUCUCGAAACUGCGCCGAGCGGGAAUCAAGCUGAAGUUGAACACAGAUGAGAGGAGGAGUUUCCUGGAGGUGGAAUUCAAGCGGGGAGUGAUCUGUAUGCCGCAGCUAAAGCUGGACGACAAUAUGUGCUCGUUCUUGCUGAAUUGCGUGGCGUACGAGCAGUGUCACAAGGGGACGACAGAGAAGUUCGUGACGGAGUACGCAGUUCUUCUGGACCGCCUCAUAGACACCCACAAGGACGUGGACAUUCUUUGUGAGGCCAAUGUGUUGGACCACUGUUUAGAGACGAAAAGUGAGGUGGCCGCCUUUGUGGGCAAGCUCGCCAUGGCGGCAGUGACCUGUGCCGAUGAUAGCUACCUGAGGGAUGUGUACGCUGGCGUGAAUAACCACUACAGAAACCAUUUGCACAUUUAUUUGGCCGAGGUCAAGCACAAAUACUUCGGCUCCCCUUGAUCCCUCAUCUCGCUCUUCGCUGCCAUCUUUCUCCUCUGCCUCACCGUCAUCCAGACCAUUUUCGCCGUUUGGGAUUUUCAAAUAAAACCGUAGACAAACUUCAAUUCAAUUCCCUCCAUCCGUUUCUUAGGGAGUGCUUCAACUUUAAAGAAGUGAUUUUUUAAAGUGAUUUUGGGAAAAGUGAUUAAUAGUAAAAGUUGGUAGUGUUUGAGGAAAAAGUGAUUCUGAAAAAGUAAAAGUUGGUAGUGUUUGGUAAAAGAAGUACUUUUUGUGUAAUAGAAAAAGUGAAAAGCAGUUUAAAGCACCCUUCC